Messenger RNA from Naegleria fowleri, 1116 nucleotides. RefSeq lists its product as uncharacterized. The coding region runs from base 1 to 1116 and encodes 371 amino acids. NCBI's taxonomy places the organism in Eukaryota, Heterolobosea, Eutetramitea, Acrasida, Naegleriidae. The record is from RefSeq and is a predicted model, not a curated record. The transcript has a single exon.
AUGCUCAACAAGAACAGUAAGCCUUCGUCAUCUUCAACAGAAUCAUUUAUGCAAAACUUGAUGGAAACCUUGAACAAGCAGCAAUUUCCUGCUUCAACAGCUUCGGAUUCAACAAAGGACAAAUCAACAAAACCUCCCUCAAAGUCUUCGUCCUCAGGUGGAAUUAAUUUCGAUGAAGAUUUGGAAUUGGAUUCGAAAACUGUGGAUAUGCUCACUCAAAAACUAGCACACGAUUUAUCUAGCAAAGGGUUUCUCAAUGACUCCGACGAUUCCGAUGACGGAGAGUUGGAUGAUCUUUCCGAUGAUGAAGAAUUCAAAAAGCAAUUAUUACAAGAAUUUAAGAAUUUAAACACUCUUUCGCAGGACAAGCAAGGAAACGUACCCAAAUCAAAAUUGAAACAAAUUUACAUUGAAUUACUAAAAUCAGGACAAUCAAUGAUAACAGACAAGAACACAGCCGAUCACUUUAUUUCAAAACUUCAACCAAAUGAAUUGUCGUCACUGAUGGAUCUUUUACAAAAGGAACCUGAUGAUGCAAUUAAAUUUUUUAACAACGACCCUCAAGUGAUUGAGGCCGUGAAAAAUACAGCUAUGAUUAGUAGCGACAUUAAUGCAAAAAUUUGGCAAAAUUUGACAGAGGAUGACUUGGAGGACGAAGACUUGGAAAAUGCUAAUGAUACUAAUCUGACAAAAAAACUAUUAGAGAAGGCUUCUGAUGCUGUUAAAGAAGCUCUCAAAGUUUUUGAGGAUAAUUUAUUGCACUAUACCCAAAACCCACAACAAUUAUUGCAACUUUGCGAAAAACUUCCAGACAAAGAUCAAUCCUUGUUUCUUGACAUACUUUUUAGAGAUUAUACACCUGAAAAAAUUUCUAAACGAUUAAAAGAAAAGGAAAAGUUUGAACAAAAGAAAGAGAUAGAGAAAGAAAUGGAGAUUUUUGACGAUGAUUUAGUGGCACAUGUUUUUAAGGAAAUUUUAACUCACUUCAAAGCAUACAAAAAGCAUCCAGAAAAAUUCAAACCGUUGGUGGAUCGGUUGAACGAGAGAGAACAAAAAGCCCUAAAUGCUUUGAUAAAGGCGUUUUGGGACAUUCAGCUUGACAUUACCAAAAAGUAA